Messenger RNA from Labrus mixtus (cuckoo wrasse), 1200 nucleotides. RefSeq names its product MOB kinase activator 3A (gene mob3a). Gene Ontology annotation, cellular component: nucleus; cytoplasm. NCBI's taxonomy places the organism in Eukaryota, Metazoa, Chordata, Actinopteri, Labriformes, Labridae. The coding region runs from base 270 to 920 and encodes 216 amino acids. The transcript has 4 exons. Gene Ontology annotation, biological process: positive regulation of protein phosphorylation; signal transduction. Gene Ontology annotation, molecular function: protein kinase activator activity. The record is from RefSeq and is a predicted model, not a curated record.
CUCUAACCUGACGCUGGUGUACUUUUCGUUUCGCAGGGAGGAGUCAGACAUUAGUUUAUGUAGUAAAGUGACAUGUUUAUUGAAUUAACAGUAAUUUCACAACAUGUAUCCAUAAUGUAGUGCGUACAUGUCGUUGACGCAAAGCUAUUGACCAGGAAGCAGAUAAUUUCGAUAGAAGAUCGAAGGAAACUGACGGAACAGGAAGGCGGAACAAAUAAUAAUUUACCUGACACGUUCAAGCCAAUCGCCCGCCACCACCACAUGCAACCAUGUCCAUGGCCCUGAAACAAGUCUUCAACAAAGACAGGACAUUCCGGCCCAAGCGAAAGUUUGAGCCCGGGACGCAACGCUUUGAGCUGCACAAGAAGGCCCAGGCGUCUCUGAACGCAGGGCUGGACCUGAAGCAGGCCGUCGCGCUGCCCCACGGCGAGGACCUCAACGACUGGGUGGCCGUCCACGUGGUCGACUUCUUUAACCGCAUCAACCUCAUCUAUGGCACCAUCAGUGACUCCUGCACCGAUCAGACCUGCCCGGUCAUGUCCGGGGGGCCCAAGUAUGAAUACCGCUGGCAGGAUGAGCACAAGUACAAAAAGCCAACGGCGCUGCCAGCCCCCAAAUACAUGAGCCUGCUAAUGGACUGGAUCGAGGUACAAAUUAACAACGAGAACAUCUUCCCCACCAACAUUGGUACUCCCUUCCCUAAGCACUUCAUGCAGGUGGCUAAGAAGAUUUUGUCGCGUCUGUUCCGGGUGUUUGUCCAUGUCUACAUCCAUCACUUUGACCGUGUGAGCCAGAUGGGGGCUGAGGCUCAUGUCAACACCUGCUACAAGCAUUUCUAUUACUUUGUCACUGAGUUCAACCUGACGGACCACAAAGAGCUGGAGCCUCUGAAAGAGAUGACCUCGCGGAUGUGUCACUGAAGGAGCGCUGAACCUGUAGACACAUGCCGGACAAACACAUCCGUCCAUCUAGACGACUGAAGCAGAGAACUAAAAGAACAAAUUCCAGAAAGAGUCUAUUUUUAUAUUUAAGUACUGUAAUCUAUUUUAGCCACAUACUGUAGGUUUAAAGCAAGAACCUUAUCAUAUGAGGCGUUCUGUUCCUUUAAAAAAAAGAAAAAAAAAGCUUUCAAACAUUUUAUCAGAGCACAGUAUUAAGAGGUGUAUGUUUGUGUUGAUGUUUUUUCUAUUUUAUUUGAAU